AUGAGCGUCCCUCGCCAGACGCCACGGAACGAGGGAAUAGCUAUCAACAUUAUUGCCACUUCUUUUAUUCACGACAACACCAACAACAUCAUCAUCGGUGUCCUCAACAUCCAAAAUCUUCACGCCAAUACCGUCAACAUUGACAACAUUUCUGUCAUCAACAACAACAACAGCAUCAACAACAAUGACAUCAGCAACAAAAAUACUAGCAACAACAUCAUCAACAACAACAACAACAACUUCAUUCUCGUCAACACGGGUGACGAAUUCAUAAGCGUUCGACGGCAAGCCACUUUUAAAGUUCAGGGAAUGUGGAAAUGUUUCAGGCAUUGGAGCGAAUGGAUGAUGUAUGAAGAGUUUAACAUCGAAAAAAGUAAAAAAUCGAAGAGAUACGCCAGCGAAGCAAAUACUAGCAGAAACAAGAUGAAGAAAGAUGGCACCGUUGUUGGUCAGAACAGCAGAAACAAGUUGAAGAGUAAUUACGAUGAAUAUCAUUAUUAUUAUUAUGACGAUGAUGGUGAUGAGGAUGAUGAUGAUGGUGAUGUUCCUCACUCCCACCUUGAACAACGACAGCAUCAUAAACCAUCUAAUCUGCUCCAGUUAGGAAAACCAAGCCUCGGUAACCAUAACAAGCGGCAGCUGGAAGAUGCACACAGCAACCAACAACACAGCAACCAACAACACAGCAACCAACAACACAGCAACCAACAACACAGCAACCAACAACACAGCAACCAACAACACAGCAACCAACAACACAGCAACCAACAACACAGCAACCAACAACACAGCAACCAACAACACAGCAACCAACAACACAGCAACCAACAACACAGCAACCAACAACACAGCAAUGUUAGACAUAUCAACCAACACAUUAACAACCGAUUUUUCAUUCAACUCGAACAAUUAGAACAACAAAAAUACAACACUGUAAAUAGCAAGUUCAACUACAGCAACCACAAUAACGUAAACAAAAUAAAUUUUACUGGAAAAAACACGAAAAAAAAUAGAAACACCAAUAAUUAUAUUCUACUUCAUAAAUGGAACAUAAACAAAAUUAACAUUAACAACAGCAGCAACAACAGAAACAACAGAAACAACAGCAACAACAGAAAGAAGAACAACAACACAACAUCCGAUGAAUUUUAUUCAUAUCUUGGUGACUCUCCAUUCACCAGCUUACCAUCAUCCUCAAAAUCAUCAUCAACAUCAUUUUCAUCUUCAUUUCCAUCGUUAUCAUCAUCAUCAUCAUAUCCAUCAUCAUCAUCAUCAUCCUCGUCGUGGUCACCAUCACCAUCUCUGGUGUUCUUCAGUAGACAAGCGUAUUUUGAACUGCCUCAUUGGUCUCCCAUGUCCAAUCCAAACAUAAUGAACAAAAACAACAACAACAACAACAAUAAUAAUAAUAAUAAAAACAAAAUCAGCAAAAUAAAUAAUAUCAACCAUUUCAGGAACUACAACAGCACGCACAUGCAUGGUGGUGUUUCCAGCGACAAACACAUCCACUCAAUCGACUUCUCCACUCAUUACCACAACCUGCAUACAAAUUAUACCGCCAACAACAAUUAUGACAUCAAUUUCAAUCACAUCAACUACAUCCACAACUCAGACAGUCACAUCAACAUGAACACCGACCAGAAACACCCGACAAAUUUUGUCAGGUAG
Molecule: messenger RNA, 1668 nt
Organism: Helobdella robusta
Lineage: Eukaryota; Metazoa; Annelida; Clitellata; Rhynchobdellida; Glossiphoniidae
Exons: 4
Coding region: 1-1668 (555 amino acids)
Source: RefSeq, a predicted model, not a curated record